UAAUGACGUCAUCAUAGAGGUCCUGAAUUUCAAAACAAAUGAAAUGGCUGCGAUCAGAAGAUGGAGUCUGUUACAGAUCUUGUGGUCACGAUCGGUUGUGUGUAACAGGCUUCCCAACAAAGGGAAAAAUCGGUUCUACUUAACAUGCUACGACCAAAACAACAGAAAAGCACAGCUUCUGUACCAACCAGGUGUGAAUCGCCUUUCAAUGAGAAGCUUGUCAGUUCAGACUCUGGACACUCCAAAUCCCAGGAGUUUGAAAUUCCUUCCGGGCAAACCUGUUCUGGGAACAGGAACUCUGGAUUUUCCCAAAGAGAGCACAGCUGAAUGCUCUCCAUUAGCCAGGGACCUCUUUCAGGUGGAAGGGGUAAAGAGUGUGUUCUUUGGCCCUGACUUCAUCACAGUGACAAAGAGGGAUGAUGAUGUGGAGUGGGCAGACAUCAAACGUAAUGUGAUUGAGGUCAUCACUAAAUUCUUUGAGAGUGGAGGUCCCAUAACUACGGGAGAGGUGCACACAGAAAGUGGCCCGUCAGAAGAGGAUGAAGAUGAAGUUGUUUCCAUGAUUAAGGAGCUUCUAGACACACGUAUAAGACCUACUGUGCAGGAGGACGGUGGUGAUGUCAUCUUCAAGGGCUUCGAGGAUGGGACGGUGAAGCUUAAGCUGGUGGGGUCCUGCACAGGAUGCCCCAGUUCCGCAGUCACCCUCCGGAAUGGCAUCCAGAACAUGCUGCAGUUCUACAUCCCCGAAGUGGAUGACGUGCUACAGGUGGAAGAUGAGGUGGAUGAAGUGAAUGAACGCGUUUUUACGGAAUUGGAACGGAAACUACAAGACUCCUAAUGCUGUCCGCUGCCCGACCACACGUGCAGUCUAUAUGCAUGUGCACACCUUACUAGCUAAAUGGUUAGACCUUGUAUUGUACAUUUAGGACCUUAGUGCAAUAUUUGUUUGCAAGUCAAGUGUCUUUUGAAUUGCACUUUCCAGAUAUCUCAAGUCAUUCUGAAAAUCCAAAUGGAAUUUCUGAAGAUUGGUAUAAAUUUUGAAUCUGUUACAGAGAACCAGAUUUUAUUUAGUGUUUUGUCACGUGCUUCAGGUGAGACUGUAAAUACUGACAAUUAUUAUUAUUUUCAGGCUGUUAUCAGAUGGGUAGGAAGGCACUUGUGUUUCUAUCACACGGCAGUUUGAUGUAAAAGGCUAUUUUUGAUGGAGGUUUUCUAACAGGAAUGCACAGGAAAACUAUGGUCUUGAAGUCUUCCUCAAAAUGACUUUUCCAUUAAAUUAGUUUCUAGAAUGCUCUUCUGUAAGAUGUAAAGACCCAUUUAUGUCAACAUCCAUUGCUCAGAUUUUAAAAGUUUAGCAAGUUAUUUCCUGCCCUUAAAUAAAAUGGCUCAAUUGCUGUUCAUCUAUAA
Anguilla rostrata (American eel) is the source of this 1407-nucleotide messenger RNA. RefSeq lists its product as uncharacterized. Gene Ontology annotation, cellular component: mitochondrion. The transcript has 8 exons. Bases 44 to 838 code for a protein of 264 amino acids. Lineage: Eukaryota; Metazoa; Chordata; Actinopteri; Anguilliformes; Anguillidae. Gene Ontology annotation, biological process: iron-sulfur cluster assembly. Gene Ontology annotation, molecular function: iron ion binding; 4 iron, 4 sulfur cluster binding. The record is from RefSeq and is a predicted model, not a curated record.